AUUCCACUUUAUCUUGGUCUUCUGGAUCUAAUAUAAUAUCUCUUGAAUCUCCAAUUACAUUUCUCUCCAUCCCAACACCACCGCCACCACCACCACUCCUUCAAAAUGAGGAGUUUCCGGGUCCCAGAUACCUUCCUCUACACACACCGCAUGCUCAGCGAGUUCUUCCGCGGAACGCCCAGCUUUUCGCUGGACAUGAUAUCAAACGAACUCCGCCUCCACAUCACCCACUUCCUCACGCAAAACAUUCCUCUCUACCCCUUCCCAAAUGCCCAACACGGCAACCAUCCACCAACACCCAGGGGAACAAUCAUUAUCCCCCUAUGCCAACACACCGCUCUGUUCCACCCGGGAAGUCCACACUGGGCCGCAUACCAGCAACUCAUCCCGGCCUUACGAAGCACUGUUACCUCACUCUCAACCUGGUUUUGUGCGGACCAACCCGAUGUCUACGCGAGCGCGAAACGGUACUUGGUGAACUUGGGGAACGGUUCGAACAUCAUACCAGGCAUGACGGGAGCCAAUGAUAUGAACUGCUUCCUCACCAUGCGACUUUCAGUCAACACCCGAAAUGCACCAGCACGUCUCAUGACAAGUCAUGAAAGCCCUUGGACCGCCGUCACCUUCGUGGGGGACUAUGUGGGCGGAAAAAUCAAAAGUCCGUUGUUAGAUGACAUUGGCUUGAUGGGUCGUGUGCUUGGAGUCCCUGAUGAUGUAUUGUUUGUCGUGGAUUGGAUCCCGAUUGGGCAAAGUGCUUUUACUGGGACGAGAUAUCAAUUGGAGUUAUUUGUGCCACCUGUUGGUGAGAAAGGAGAGGGCGUGGAGGAGCCAUCGGCGGAGGAGAAGGGAAGGCCAAAGAGGGAGGAUAAAGGAGAUAGGUACGAUGAUGGAGAAGUUGGGGGAAGUAAAGCCCAGAGUGUGGUCCCUCCUUGGGUGGCACACGUCCUAGCCCACGGCGCAAAAUGAGGGCAAGAGUCUUGAGUGGAUGCCUCGAAUAGGAAAGCCAUCAAAAUAAAAUGCCAGUGUAGCCUGGUUGAUUUAAAGCCAAAUUAUGCAGCAAACAUAAAACGGCUGAAUCAUAUCGCUGUAAAACUGAACAAUAGAUGGAAUUCGAGUCACUUGAGGAUCGUGUGAUCACAUGGGACAAUUUUCAUUGGGGGUCGAGUAGCGAAGAGGCCAUCAAUUCUUCAUGGCUACCAGUGAAGC
Molecule: messenger RNA, 1206 nt
Organism: Mollisia scopiformis
Lineage: Eukaryota; Fungi; Ascomycota; Leotiomycetes; Helotiales; Mollisiaceae
Exons: 1
Coding region: 106-966 (286 amino acids)
Source: RefSeq, a predicted model, not a curated record